UGUGACCACACCAAGCGAGAUGGCCUUGCCGCUUCGCACGCAGUAUUUAAUGCGCUGGACGACGAGAAUGCUCCCCGAACACACAUCCCCUCAGGCUGCACGGUCUUCAAGCUUCAAGUCCAGUGUGCCACCGCGCGAACAUGUCAUUCGUACCCCGAUACGGCGCCAGACUCAUAGGCCCCAACGGGGCGUACGACGAUUACGGGUUCGAGGAACACGACAACGUUCUGUCCUGUUACGUCGAGUUCGCGGGAAGUACCUUUCCGUACAGGUGCGCGUUCCAGAAUGCGACUGGGCAUGACGUCCGUGUCUUUCUCUCGGCCGCUGGAAACAGCCUGUGCAAUUCGUGCCAUUUUGGUCCCAUGGAAGCGGGCUUUGUGGGCCAAUGCCCGGACCCGGAAGAAGUGGACCUUCGAAUCAAUGCUCGUGGUGCGCGUCCUAAAGAGGAGCAACGCCUGAAGCCAAUCACGAUUCCACACAGCAACCCUUACUUCGCGGCGAACCGGGACAUCAUCGAACUCCGCGUCUUCAACGUCGGGCCACUCACACGGGCGGCAAACGCCACGUUAGCAGACGGACGGCUCUCUGCGCCAGCCUCUCUGACCAAGCAGGGCAGCGCAGACUGGAUGGCCACCCCGAGGUAUGGGCGCACCCGGACACUGUGUUCCGGUUCGUGGUUACGGACGGAGGCGACUUGUUGCACCACGAGACCGCGCGGCCGUCUGCAGCGACCAUGGCGCGUGCUAGGACGCUGAAUCCCCCGACAGUGCCCUCUGUUACGCUGCCCCCCUUCGUUGCGCUGAAACCCUACGUGAGGCCCCCGAUGGUCGGUCCGGUGCCGGUGAGCCAGA
Fomitopsis serialis is the source of this 851-nucleotide messenger RNA. RefSeq lists its product as uncharacterized. The transcript is spliced from 3 exons. The record is from RefSeq and is a predicted model, not a curated record. NCBI's taxonomy places the organism in Eukaryota, Fungi, Basidiomycota, Agaricomycetes, Polyporales, Fomitopsidaceae. The coding region runs from base 141 to 755 and encodes 204 amino acids.